GGGCCGGGGCAGCGCUCAGGGGGCGGCGAUGGAUCCCGGAGCCCGCCCGGGCGGCGGCGGCGCCCCGGGGCAGUCCCGCGAGUACAAACUGGUGAUGCUGGGCGCGGGAGGCGUCGGCAAGAGCGCCAUGACCAUGCAGUUCAUCAGUCACCGCUUCCCAGAGGAUCACGAUCCCACCAUCGAGGAUGCCUAUAAAAUCCGGAUCCGCAUCGAUGACGAGCCUGCCAACCUGGACAUCCUGGACACAGCAGGACAGGCAGAGUUCACAGCCAUGAGGGACCAGUACAUGAGGGCAGGGGAAGGUUUCAUCAUCUGCUACUCCAUCACGGACCGGCGCAGCUUCCACGAGGUGCGCGAGUUCAAGCAGCUCAUUUACCGCGUGCGCCGCACCGACGACACGCCCGUGGUGCUGGUGGGCAACAAGUCGGACCUGACCCAGCUGCGCCAGGUGUCCAAGGAGGAAGGCUCUGCCCUGGCCAGGGAAUUCAGCUGCCCCUUCUUUGAGACCUCGGCCGCCUUCCGCUACUACAUCGACGACGUUUUCCACGCGCUGGUGCGCGAGAUCCGCCGCAAGGAGAAGGAGGCCGUGAUGGCCAUGGAGAGGAAAUCCAAGCCCAAAAGCAGCGUCUGGAAAAGACUCAAGUCCCCCUUCAGGAGGAAGAAGGAUUCAGUCACUUGAACAGCAAAUUCCUCUGCAGAGCAGGACGAAAGCUGUGACCUUUUGUAGCCAGAGGAGCUCGGUGGCGACGCUGAGGGGACGUGUGGCACCUGAGGGGGUUUGUGAGGGAGGGAACGCCUCGCCCCGCCAGUUGUUUUUGUUUAGAACCGUGUUGCCUUGAUUCUGGGGGUUGAACUUCACACCCAGUGCCAGUUGUACUUGGUUUGUUUUCAUUU
Molecule: messenger RNA, 894 nt
Organism: Melozone crissalis (California towhee)
Lineage: Eukaryota; Metazoa; Chordata; Aves; Passeriformes; Passerellidae
Gene: RIT1
Product: Ras like without CAAX 1
Exons: 5
Coding region: 29-679 (216 amino acids)
Biological process (GO): Ras protein signal transduction
Cellular component (GO): plasma membrane
Molecular function (GO): calmodulin binding; GTPase activity; GTP binding
Source: RefSeq, a predicted model, not a curated record